Messenger RNA from Bradysia coprophila, 1850 nucleotides. It is a transcript of the gene PGS1, whose product is annotated as Phosphatidylglycerophosphate synthase 1. Gene Ontology annotation, cellular component: mitochondrion. Lineage: Eukaryota; Metazoa; Arthropoda; Insecta; Diptera; Sciaridae. The record is from RefSeq and is a predicted model, not a curated record. Gene Ontology annotation, molecular function: CDP-diacylglycerol-glycerol-3-phosphate 3-phosphatidyltransferase activity. Gene Ontology annotation, biological process: cardiolipin biosynthetic process.
ACCACAACUCCAACAGCUGUUUCAAACGUCAAAUGUCUAUAGUUUUAUUCAAAUUUAAUAUCGUAUAACAUUAUUUAAAUGGAUCAAUAUUUAUUCUAUUCAAAAUGCAGUCGCUCAAACGAUUGAGUAAUUGGCAACGUAUUUUAUACAAUCGCAUCUCAGCGACUCAUUCACAGUUCCUUGUGCGUACCAAAAAUUUCUAAAUAAAAACAGGUGUUAUGAAACUUUUAAUAAUAUUGUUCAGUUGGCCAUAUUACUUGUUGGAGUUUAUUAAAAUGAUACGAAGGCUGUUGACAACAUUUAUCGAUCAUCAGCCGAUACCAUCGACUGAUAUGAAUAUUAUCGGAUCGUCGAAAUCGUUUCGACUGUCCACAUUGGAAAGCUUAAAUUGGCUACAUUCCGAAUCGCCAUGCUUUCCCGUAAAUGGAAACAAAAUCAAAGUUAUUCUAGAGCCAAGCCAAUUUUAUGAUACGCUCGCAGAAAGUUGUUUGCAUGCCAAAUAUCGCAUUGUAAUGGCAAGUCUUUACUUGGGUAUUGGUGACUUGGAAAAUAAACUCAUUGCAAAUAUUCACACGAAUUUAGCACAAAACGAUCGAUUAAAAGUGGAUAUGCUUCUUGACUAUACACGUGGUACGCGUGGGGAAAUAAACUCAAAGACCACGCUGAUGUCGCUAGUACGAAAGACAAAAAAUUUCAAAUUAUCGCUCUAUCACACACCGGCGUUACGCGGUCUGACCAAGAAACUGAUGCCGCCUCGCUGGAAUGAACUGAUCGGAUUACAACACAUGAAAUUGUAUUUGUUCGAUGAAACUGUUGUCAUAAGUGGUGCCAAUUUAUCAAAAGAUUAUUUCACAAAUCGUCAAGAUCGGUACAUAAUGAUCGAAGACAAACCGUUGGCAGACUUUUACGCAAAUCUGAUCGGCAAGGUGCAAGAGUUUAGUCUUCAAGUCAAACAGAACGAGGACGUUGAAUUGCAUUCGAAGUGGAAUUUAGUGCCGUUUGAGGCUGCAACGGUCGAUUUUGCAAGUGUUGCGCGUGAGAGAAUCGUUGAUUUUUUUCAGACGAUUGCCCAACAACAGAAAGAUGCAAUGGAUGUGAGAAAAGAUGCUGACACAUGGGUGUUUCCACUAGUCGAAAUGGGACAAUUAGGAUUGCAUCAUGACAGCUUGGUUACGAAAAAACUGUUGUCUUCAUCCUUGAAACAUUCGAUGCUUCGACUCGCUUCGGGUUAUUUUAACUUAACGGACUCUUAUAUGCACACGCUGACUCACGACUGCCCAGCUAGUUGCAGUAUUUUAAUGGCUCAUCCGAAUGCAAAUGGUUUUCAAGGCGCCAAAGGACCAGCUGGAGGAAUACCUGCAGCGUACACUUUAAUUGCCAGAUAUUUCUAUAAAAAGCUGAAAAAAGCCAAUCAACAUCACAGAUUUAAAUUGCUCGAAUACAGCAAACCUGGCUGGACGUAUCAUGCAAAGGGCUUGUGGUAUUAUCUUCCGGGUUGCGAUCUUCCGACGGUCACACUAAUUGGAUCAUCGAACUUUGGCGAACGGUCGGUGAACCGCGAUUUAGAAACACAAAUUUGCUUAGUUACAACAAACGAAUCACUGCAACGGAUGCUCCAAGUUGAAACCGAUCAUUUGUUCCAGAAUGGAUCGAUGGCAGAGGAAGCAUUAAUGUCACGACCGGUGCCUCGUUGGGUUCGAACGGUUGUGUCAUUGUUUCGUAACUAUUUUUAGUGAUUUCCGCUUUUUUUUCGGCUACUUAACAGUCCAAAAGUUUCAGUCUCACCGUCAGUCAGUCACCUUAUAAAAAGUCUUAGCGAUUACAAAUAAAACAAAUUGUUGAUAUUUUUA